Molecule: messenger RNA, 2077 nt
Organism: Polistes dominula (European paper wasp)
Lineage: Eukaryota; Metazoa; Arthropoda; Insecta; Hymenoptera; Vespidae
Source: RefSeq, a predicted model, not a curated record
UAUAUAUAUAUAUUUAGGUUUUUUUAGUAAUUUAUCUAAAUAUUAUUAUGAAUUGUUUAAUUGAACAAAUAAAAGUUCAAUCGAAUUUUCUGAACGUUUCAAAGUAUGUUAUACAGUGAAAUAUAUAUGUAUAUGUAUAUGUCAGGUGAAUAUCCGUGAGGUAGUGUCUAUUUACAGUGUGUUGUAUUACGAAUGGUGGAUAUAUAUAUAUCGUGUCAUAUACUCUUUCUUCGUUUAUAGAUUCAUCGAGGAAUACACACGAGCGAUAAAUUAACACGACUAAGAUAAGUGGAACGAUCGAGACUCGAGCGGAGGAGUAGUGAGUAAGCCCAAGGUCACGGAUAAACGUUGGGAGAGGUGUUUAGUAAAGUGUUGUUGCUUCGAGUGGGAAAGAGCUCGUUUUUUCUUCGCUUCUUUGAUGGACGUUAGUAAGCUUCUUCUUUAUUACGAACACCAGAGAGUGUCAUGUUAUUAAAAUAGACGACGUAGUCGAGUGAAUCUUGAAAGGACAGUUUAUUCGGCUCGACUUGGUCCAGAAACGAUGAUCAUCGUUGCAAAAGCGUCCAACUUGACAACAACCUGCAUAAUUUACGAAAGAAAUUCAAACGGUUAAAAAAGAAAACAUUCAAGGAGAAGAAAAAAAAAAUAAACAAGAAAGUGAAAAAGGAAUAAAAAAGGAAGCAAAGAAAGAAAAAGAAAAAACAGAAAAAUGUCGGAAAGUGAGACGAAACCAGCAUCACCUGUACCAAACAUUUACACGCAAGGUUGCAACAGCCUGAUCACCGUACAUUGUCCUACACUUCAAGUGACAUCGCGAAUGUUACGUUCGCCAAGCCACGAAAGUGUUACCACAGAUAUCUCCCUUUUCAGUGUAUCUUCGAUAGCAAGCGAAUUAAAAGGUGCUAACAGGUUGGUUACCUUCAAAUCGUACAGCGAUGUGCAGUUAGCUGGACGGGGACCCUCGCCGAAACCCGAUCGUCAGAUUCAGGAUAACAGACCAGCGGAUAUUCCAGAAAUCCUCUGGUUCGAGGAAGAGAAUGAUCUGAUACGCAGUUGCGGUGUUCUUUCCUCGGCACUGGGUCUUCGUAAAAGUUUCAGUACAAGUGACGUCUCCCAAUUACCAAGUCCAGACGCUUUUGUACCAGCGGCUGGACUACGUUCAGCAGUCUCAGCUUUAGCACUCGAUACUCAAAGAAACAAUUUACUUUUGGAACACGCGAGGCUCGAUCAUGCUUCGAGAUCAUGCAGUACGUGGGUAGCUGUUGGUGAACCUGUCGCAAGUACAUCUCAACUUCCGAGUCCUCACGGUGGUACUGCAGCGCAAGAACAACAAGCACAACAAUCGUCGAGUUCUCAUUCAUCCGCACCACAACCACCACCGGCUCCACCACCUCCACCAAUACCUUUUACAGGUGCUGAUCUUAUAAGGUCCGUCAAUAAGAAGGUUCGACAAAAUUAUAUACGCCGAAGAUUGUUGACAACCUACCGAGCUCUCGAACGACUAUCCCAAAGUGAAUUCAACUUGGAUCAAUUGGAGGCAGCGGCAAGUGCAGCACAAAGUACACCAGGUACGACAUUGCUCGUACCUGGUAGUAAUUCAGCACUACCUGGUACAUCAAUAAUCGGUCGAAAGGAACAGAAUCAUGCGUUGACUGUCAGAGAUGUAGAAAGGGAACGUGGUAAUCAAUUAUCCAAAUACGAGAGGAACAUGAUGAUCUUCAAUUGGCUUCACAACAUCGAUGAUACAGCUAUUGUCGAUAGUGUCGAAUAAUCCUAAUCGAUCGAUCGAUGAUAAUCGGCUUAUCAAGCACCCAUGGCGCUUACCGACCACGGACUAAUCGGCAUCGACGUAUUAUUUCUAUUCGUAUUAUUGUUCUCUUCAAAUUCUUUCUUUUUUUUUGGGGUAUUUUGAUCUUUUUUCUUAAUCUGAAUUUAAAAUACACGAUAUACAGGGUGAUUCAUUAGUUCUUAACCCACCUAAAUAGCUCUGAAAGUGUGAUAGUAGUAAAAAUAGAUAAAGGAUAGAAGUUGCAUGAAAAAUUCAGGACUACAAUAUGAAAUUAGUAUUUUUUUGCUA